Molecule: messenger RNA, 2060 nt
Organism: Drosophila mojavensis
Lineage: Eukaryota; Metazoa; Arthropoda; Insecta; Diptera; Drosophilidae
Exons: 3
Coding region: 564-1724 (386 amino acids)
Source: RefSeq, a predicted model, not a curated record
GCCUUCAUCAUCAUAAAUCAAAGUGGCCUGGGCCAUUCCACAUAGGAGCCAAGCAAAUAGAAAUCAUAUAACUUUAAGUAAGGCUGAAAAUCGGAGCACUUCUAAAAUAAAAAAAAUAAAAAAUAAAAAAAUUAUUUUUUUUUCGAAAAAACAAUUACGAGAAAUUCGGCAAAUUACUAAAGAGGGAGAACUAGAAAAAGGCAACAAAUAGGCUAUAGAAAAAGAGAACGGUAUAGACCAAAGCGUGCACCAAGCUAGGGUAGAGUUCAUCUGCACCGUCGGUGCCAGUACUUUGGCGGAAGGGGAGCAAAGAAGGAGCAAGUGAAAACCUCUUGGAAGCGCGAAGUCUAUCUGUAGCUGGUCUGGUAACUAUAGUAUCCUGUAGACAUAACCAUACAGAGUAGAUUACGAAGAAAAAAAGAGUCUGGUGUAUCCCCUGCAAAGUAACUCUAGGGCGUAUAGAAGAGAAAAGGAGCGGGGAAGCGAAGCAACGGGAAGAAAAAAUAUACCCUAUAUAGCUACUCUAUAUAAACCGCUUGCGAGAUAUAGCGGGAGUGAAAAUCAUGAGUUUUAACUGCACAUCUUCGGACGAGGAAGAUAUGAUGCUAGACAUUGAACUUGUGAGCAGCUCCGAUGACAGCUCCGAUGAAAUAAUUAUGGCUGCGGUCGAAGGUGAGCUGAUGCAACAACAACAGCAAGAGGCUCCGUUGGAGGUGGAUCUAGUAUCAGAUUCGGAUGAGAUGGAUGGCUUAGAAUCGGAGUCCGAGGAAGUGGAAAUCGACUUCAGCUCUCUAGAUGAAGAUGAUUUGAUCGAGCAUGUACCAGAGGACCCCAUAAUGGAGGAAUCUUACGAGAGCAUUGAUAUGGGGCUAGCUGUGCUGGAUGGGAUCGCGCAAGUGGAGCAUCUGGACGAGCUGACUCAAGCCGAGCAAAUGGAGCACAUCAAGGAGGUCUGUCUUCAACAGUUGUCGGGGGCGUCGAACACAUCGAGCGAAUGGGCAGUUAUUGCCCCACUGCACACCAGCUCGGUGGUGAAUGUGCUGCGUCUGUGCUUCGGUCGCAUCAAUCGCAACGAGUAUCGCAUCUACGAUGCUACCAAAGGCAAUGGGUAUUGCCCGAUCCCUGGGCCGCCGUUGGUAAUCGAAGGGCUGAGCACUAAGCCGUCGGGGCAGUUGGAGCCGCUGCUCGAUGGCUUGGCGCUCACGGAGACCUAUGUGCACCUCUUUCCGUACAGCUCUCUAUCGGAGCACGUGAAGCAAAUGAUCCAGGAGGAGACGGGCGCUGAUAUUCCAGAGCUGUUAAACAACGCCGACAACAAGAUGGGCAUUGAGCUACUUCCGGACGCCGAGUUGAACAUAAUGUGCGCCGGUCGUGGGGAUCGUGUGGGAAUUCAUUUCCGCUCAUGUACCCAAUCCAAGGAGCAGCAGAUGCUGAACGAGGAGAACAGCGGCACCAACAUCUUUGGCGAGCCAACUGUAGUCUCAAUGAUUAUUGCCAAGACGGAAAUCGUGCUCUCCAACCAGCAGAUUCAGCUGUUGGCCCAAAAUCCGGAGUCAAACAUCUAUCUCUAUGCCGACAGCAGCUGCAUCUACGUCCUCAACGGACGCAUUCUGUUCGAGAACACAGAGCUGACCCAGCACAUUCUGCCCAUCAGCAACAUUGAUCUGAUCCCCUUCUCUCCAUCAGAGCCCAUUUCCAUUGACUCGGACCCUGACGAUGAAUAAGGGGGCCGAUGAUCGCAGACUGCAGAAUUCUACACUGAAUACUAAAGACUGAUAAUUCAAGACUGAAAACACUAAACUGCAACACAGAAGACUGAAAAUGCAAGACUGGAAACGAAAAACUAUCAAUAUUCAGAGAGAUAACUGAAUAUUGAACUGAAUGCUGAAUAAUGAUAAUGAAUAAUACUGAAAAUAGAAGACUGGAAGACACGAAGGCAGAUGACAGAAGACACAUGGAUUAAUCAAGGCAAAUAUUUGAGAUAUGCUGAUGUUUUUAUAGAUGUACAUAUGUAUACAUAUAUAGCUAAAUAUAGGGAUAUACCAGGUAUUGAUUUAGCU